Molecule: messenger RNA, 1770 nt
Organism: Hypoxylon fragiforme
Lineage: Eukaryota; Fungi; Ascomycota; Sordariomycetes; Xylariales; Hypoxylaceae
Product: Ppx/GppA phosphatase
Exons: 3
Coding region: 1-1770 (589 amino acids)
Biological process (GO): regulation of transcription by RNA polymerase II
Source: RefSeq, a predicted model, not a curated record
AUGGCUUCUACGACUUCUGCAACUGGUAUUGUUACCCUUGAUAAUUUCGCGUCAAGGCUACCACAAUGGGAUCCCAGCCUCCCCAGCCACCUCUAUGCCCUCGUUGAUAUGGGAAGCAAUGGUAUACGCUUCUCCAUCUCGGACUUAUCACCUCCACGAGCGCGUCUCCUAAAAUGUUUGUACCACGAACGUGCCGCCGUCUCCUUGUUCGAUGCACUGAACAAAUCGGCCUCAAGUGGGCCCCUUACAUUUCCAUCAGAUGUAAUUGCCCAGGUAUCCAGAACCUUAGCUCGGUUCAGAUCAACUGCCAAUGAUUAUGGUGUGCCAUAUGAGCAUAUAUCUGUCUUUGCUACAGAAGCUAUGCGGAAAGCUGAAAAUGCUGCGUCCAUGCUUGAUGCUAUCCUGGCAAGCUCCGGACUCGACGUCCAUGUGCUGGCUCCAGAAGUCGAGACUUUAUUUGGCGCCAUGGGCGCUAGAAGUCAGUUUACUUCUGUGAAUGGACUGUUCCUAGAUUUAGGAGGCGGCUCCGUUCAGAUGACCUACCUCGAUUCUUCUGUGAAUGGCCAUGAAUUGGCAGCUGCCCAAACCGGGAAGAGCUUGCCUUUUGGUGCGGCUAGGUUGACUGAUGUUCUAGAGAACGGCAACGUAGAGGCUCAGGCUACUUCUGCGAGCACUUUGCAAGAAGGCAUGCGAGAUGCUUUUGCUAAGCUUCAACAGCAAUUCCCAUCGUUAAGAGAUGCCCAGAACUCCCCAGAGAAUACCGGCAUUGAUAUCUACCUUUGUGGGGGUGGGUUUAGAGGUUACGGCAGCAUACUGAUGCAUGCUGAUCCUAUUCAACCCUACCCAAUACCAACCGUCGGGGGCUAUACUGUUCAGGGCGCUUUUUUCAAUCGAACCAAAGAUAUGCGCAAGAUCAAUGCCGAAUAUGAGGACAAGAUUUUCGGUAUGUCAAAACGUCGGCGGCGGCAAUUCCCAGCUAUCGUUACAGUCGUGGAGGCACUAGUCGCUGCUAUACCUCGAAUUCGCACAGCAACUUUUUGCAGUGGCGGCAACCGGGAGGGAGCUCUUUCCAUGAUACUUCCAAAACAUAUGAGAGAAGAAGAUCCUCUACCGCUUCUUUCACAGGUUAUCGACAAUGGAGAGGCAGGCAUCCUGCGAUCGGUAAUACAUCUCGUGCAAUCAUCUUUGCCAAGCAACUUUGACAUCUCCAGUAUUCCAACAGUCUUCUCUUUGGGACUCGGUACCUGCUUUAUUGGUAAUAUGUGGGCGCGCAUAGGGGAGUCAAAUGAUGUCAACGCCUCACUCGAAUUGAAUCAAGCCGUCACACGAGACUCAAGCACACCGGGGUUGACUCACUUGGCACGAGCGGUUUUAGGGUUAACCCAAUGCUAUAGGUGGGGAGCUAACUUGAGUCCUGCUGAUCGAGUUCGUUUUGUAAAUCUACAGAAACUUGUUGGCCAGUCGAAUCCUGAGGCUAAUUUCUGGGCUGAAUACAUCGGCACAGUCGCAAGCUUACUUACCAUUGUCUAUCCAGCAAAACCCAGUGCCUCGGAUAGCCUGAGGACGAGCGUCAAAUUCCGCUCAACUUUGAAAAGGGGUAGCAAGAAAGAGCAAGUACAACUUGACAUCUCAUUGUCUCCCGCGAUUUACGAGUCUCUAAACGUUGCAGACCUCCUAGCAAGUCAUUUCAAACACGUUGGGAAGCAAAGAGACGUUGCAGACAAGACCAAAAGAAAGGUCGAAGUUGUUGUGCAUAAAUUGGUUUAUUAA